AUGAGGGCUAUUGGAAUUGUUCUCACACAAAAGGCAAAAGCCGAGAGAUGUUGUUCGACUUCGUACUCUAGAGCGAACCGAGCCAAACCGGAUAUGAACCGCGCCGUCUCGAACUCUCGAGCCCGCCUCGCCGCCUUCUCCUCGUCGUCCUCCUUCUCCUCGUCGUCACUGGCGUCGGAGGCGUGGGAUGGGCGCUUCCGGCUACACAAGCCGCGGGGGCAGCACCUGCUCACCAACCCACGCGUCCUCAACGCCAUCGCGCGCCACGCCGCGCUCCGUCCGGGCGACGCCGUACUCGAGGUCGGCCCCGGCACCGGCAACCUCACAGCCCGCCUCCUCGCCUCCCCGGUCGACCGCGUCACCGCCGUCGAGAUCGACCCGCGCAUGGUCGACGCAGUCACGUCCCGUUUCGGGGCACUCGACCUGGCGCACAAGCUCACGGUGAUCCAGGGGGAUGCCAUGGAGACCGAAUUCCCAGAGUUCGACGUUUGCGUGGCUAACAUCCCCUACGGGAUCUCCUCGCCGCUCAUCGCGAAGCUGCUGUUCGGGACGUACCACUUCCGGACAGCAACGCUCCUGCUGCAGAAGGAGUUCGCGCGGCGGCUCGUGGCCAUACCAGGCGACUCGGAGUAUAACCGCCUGGCGGCCAACGUUGGCAUGGUAGCUGACGUGAAGCUGCUCAUGGACGUGAGCAAGAGGGACUUCGUUCCCAUGCCCAGGGUAGACUCCUCCCUCGUCGAGAUCCGGCCGAGGGCGGCUCCGCCUGAGGUCGACCUCGCCGAGUGGCUGGGCUUCACGCGGGAGUGCUUCGGGCAGAAGAACAAGACCCUCGGUGCCAUCUUCAAGCAGAAAAGGAAGAUCCUGGAUCUUCUCAAGCGGUCUCAGAGAAGCGAGAGAUGCACAAGCGAUGCCCCUGGCAUCAUCCUCGGUGUUCUUGACGGCGACGGUAAUGACGAAGCCUGCAGCGACGAAGACGGCGACAGCAGCGAUCGAGCAGCUGGUUUCAGCACGGAAGAGGUCGAGGCUUUCAAGGAAAGGAUUGCCGGUGCUUUAGAGUCCACCGAACUCGCUGGGAAGAGGCCGUCCAAGAUGUCAAACGACGAGCUUCUUUAUUUGCUCAGGCUAUUCAACGAGCGAGGGAUAUGGUUUCAGUAG
Molecule: messenger RNA, 1155 nt
Organism: Triticum turgidum subsp. durum (durum wheat)
Lineage: Eukaryota; Viridiplantae; Streptophyta; Magnoliopsida; Poales; Poaceae
Source: the annotation of a GenBank genome assembly